Molecule: messenger RNA, 1637 nt
Organism: Colossoma macropomum (tambaqui)
Lineage: Eukaryota; Metazoa; Chordata; Actinopteri; Characiformes; Serrasalmidae
Product: probable serine/threonine-protein kinase ireA
Exons: 8
Coding region: 35-1081 (348 amino acids)
Biological process (GO): intrinsic apoptotic signaling pathway in response to endoplasmic reticulum stress; mRNA processing; protein phosphorylation
Cellular component (GO): IRE1-TRAF2-ASK1 complex
Molecular function (GO): RNA endonuclease activity; protein serine/threonine kinase activity; ATP binding
Source: RefSeq, a predicted model, not a curated record
GAAACACACACACCGGCGCCAAGAGUGCAAAUACAUGAUGAGUUCAAUAGGCGGAGGUUAUCCAGUUCAAGAGACGAACAGCUCAGGCUCCCAGCCAUGGACUCAACCAAACAGGGAGCAUCGUCAGUCAGAGAGUCCCUCUAUCACGGUCUCAAGACCAGUGUAUCUGCUACUUCAUUAUCUGCAUAUUAUUAAGAGCUUUACUAGUGACCCCAACACAGAACAUGGAUGGAGAACACUAGAAGAUUACAUCAUGAAUGGUCAUCCAGGAAAGGAGGAUUUGAUUCUACUUGUGAUGGACAUUCUUUUUAUUUUAAAUGUCUUUCACUCUCUCAACGCCGUUCACGGUGAUAUCAAAAAGCAGCAUGUUGUAGUGGAUAACGAUGGACGUGCCAAACUGAUCAAUUUUGAAAAGGCUGAACGAGUGAAGGCUGGUGAUGGCAAGAUCCAAGAAGAAAUACAGAAAACUGGUGAACUGGCAUAUUAUAUCCUCUCUGGUGGAGAGUCUUACCCUCAGUCUGACGGUGAUGGCAGCUGGACUAACAAGGACAUCAUACUGGACCUCACUGAGUGGAUGACCCACCCAGACCCAACAAAAAGGAGAAGUCUGGAGGAUGUUCUCUACCACCCCAUCUUCUGGACCGACAGCAGAAAGACGAGGUACCUGCAGGCUGUGGGGAACUUUUCAGAGGUCAAACAACACCAUAAAGAUGCCAAACAUGACCUCAACAAAAAAUCCAAGGGCAAGUCUUUUGUGAACUGGCGACAAGAGGUGGAAAAAGAUUUUGCUGAGCUUUUGAAGAAGAUGGAUGAUUAUUGGGAGAGAAAUGGAAAACCUUACCCAAAUGAUCCAUGUGGGCUUCUGCACUUCAUACGCAAUGUGUUUCAACACAAAGCUGAAGAGGCUCCAUCCAUAAAGUUCACCUCACGGUUUCCUGACCUCUUUGAGACCGUCUACUUCUUUGCUGAGGAGAAGGGAUGGAACUUCAGAAAUUCUCUACAGUACAUCUUCAGAGAAUUUUUUGACAUAAUCUUUAAGAAUGCUGCCACAACCCAACCAGAGGUGCUGGCUGAGCACUGAGACCCCCACCCUAACCCUACAUGUGGAUCAGGAGAUGCAGCAGCACUCACAGCACUCAGGAUGAACCCCUGCAAAGCUGCUGUCCCUGACAGAUUUCCUAGGUAUUAGCUCAAGGAGCCCAGCUUAAUGUCUUCUCAGACAUCUUUAACUUCUCCUUGAUGCAGAUUGCUGUCCCAACAUGCUUCAAAUCAGCCACCAUCAUGCCAGUGCCUAAAGGUUUUCCCACUGCCUUAAUCACUACUGCUCUGCUACGCCUAUAAGCAAACCGCUCCACUGAAGAUGUGAGGGAGAUGAAGUUGUGGUGAACUCUGUGAAUGUCAGCAAUAAACUGCACAGUUUGGAGUUACUGGGAGCUUUUUGCUCCCAUCCCCCUAUUUGAGUGUGUGUUAGACUGGCUUUACAAGGUGAAACUUCAGUGCAACCAAUGUAAAAUGCAUCAAACGUUCCAUGAAACUUGACAGUUAUACAAAGCAAUUCAGAAACAGCUGCAGGCUGCACUUGCGUUACUUGCAUCUGAUCACAAAAUGAAAAAGCACCAGUCUAAAUUUGCACAAAA